Messenger RNA from Morus notabilis, 2054 nucleotides. RefSeq lists its product as uncharacterized. The record is from RefSeq and is a predicted model, not a curated record. The transcript has 5 exons. Lineage: Eukaryota; Viridiplantae; Streptophyta; Magnoliopsida; Rosales; Moraceae. The coding region runs from base 15 to 1805 and encodes 596 amino acids.
CUUUCUUUCUGUCCAUGAAGCUCGCCACAGACGGUGAAAAGCUCUCUCCGUUUCAAAUUCAGACAACCCAAAAACCAAAACCGAAAAUUCAUCCAAAAAGUUCAACAAAAGGAUCCGGGAUCUCUGAAAAAAUCCAUUCUUUUUCACAUAAAUUUUGCUAUUCACACCAAGAACCAAAGAAAUCAAAGAUGGUUUACUCUUACACACCCACAUACUACUCUACACUCCAUGACUCGAUCACCUCAUUAUGCAAGACAAUUCUUCCCUUCAACUUCAAGAAGCGGCGAUUGCCAGCGGCGGAACAGAAGCUCUCGAAGCUGCAGUCGGACAAUCUCAAGUGGCAGCAAGAUUCUUUCCACCAAAUGCUUAACUUGAUGGGUCUUCACAAAGAAGGGAUUUUGGCUGAAAAUGAGGUUUCAGCUUUCCGGUCACAUUUGCUCGAGACCCUCAUCGCUUCUCCCCCGGAGCAAGAGCAGCCGGUCAUAUUAAGAGAUAAACUGCUCUUUUUGCAGGAGCUCUUGUAUGCAAAAUGCAUUUCUUCAGAGGAAUACCACUCUUCCAAGAGGCCAUUGCUUCAACGAUUGGCGGUUCACGGAGCUGAGAUUGAGGCCAGAGAUGUAAUCGCUGGAGCUCUACCGAAAGACCCGAAAGAGAAUUCAGAAGAGGAAUGGUCUGUGAUUGACUUGAAGGACGAAAACUGCUCUUUAAGCAAAGAAAACUCAAAUUCAAAAAGCAAAUCGUCAAAGCAAAGCUCGGCGAUGAAGCAGAUCAAAGGAGCAGCCUCGGUUUUCGGGUUUGUUUCGUCUUACAAACCCGGGAAGAACAGAGAAGAGAAGAGCAUAUUUGAUUUGGAGGCAUCGAAGCUUGCUUCCUCUAACCCGAAUUGGGAUGGUAAUUUGAUGGGUAAAGAAAAUGAGACGAGCUCAAUUCUCAUGGCCGGAACCUUCAUGCCAGAACCUGUCAAGGAAAGUGGCGGGGGCAUGGAUAAGUCAAAGAGAAAGCCUUUUAAGGCUCUGUUUCAGAGAGAACAGAGAGAUGGACAUGGCAGCAGCGGUGGUGGUGGCGGCAGCGGCGGAGGUGAUCAUGGUGCUAAUUGUGGCGAAACAGUGUCAAAACCGACGAAAAAGCAUUGGGGUUUCGAUGGAUUCAAGAAAUGGAACAAAAAUGAAUCGGAUGAUGAGACGACUCCAUUGCCCCUCAACGAAAGAUCAGACUCCGACGCUUACUCGAAUUCAUGCCAGCUGGUGGCGAGCCCUGCAGGAGAAGGGCCAGACACGAAGCUAAUUAAGAAAAAGCUUCAUAAAGAUGGUGCUCCAUCUGAUUUCUUCAUUGACAAGGUUUUAGGGGAUAAGAUAAAGAAGGAGCUAUCACGAAUUCAAUCAGAACUCUGCACCACAAAUCCCAAUCUCAAAUUCUCGGAUGAUCAAAUCGAAGCAAUUUCAACCAAGCUUCCCGUCGACAAAUCCGAUCUCAAGAACUUCUUCCCCAAGUCAUGGUGUGAUAGGUAUGGAGAUGUUGUUCUAGACGUGGUGAAGAAGGAAUUCAAGGACCACGUUGGAGAAAUGGAGAACAUGAGAAAUGAAGCAAGAGAAAAAAGAACCAGCAACAACUCGAAGCGCUGGACGACAUUUGACGACGAUGAUAGCGAGAAUUUCCACCCGAAUCUGUUUGCUCAGAACAAUGACAACCUUUUUGGUGAUCAUAACAGAAGUAAUGGAAGUAGGCUGAGAUCUGAAUCAGCUUUCCUCCAAGACCAGAACCCGUUUUGGUCCCCGAGGCAUGGUUCUUCCUCAAUGUUGGCUUAGACGAAGAUAAAACAGACGACUCUUUUGUUGUUUGUGUAAUUGUAUGUCGUUCUUAUGUGUUGUGCUUUUAUAGUUUGUUGAGUGAUGCGUGAAUUUGUUAUUUUGGAGUAUAUUUUAUUCUUGAACAAUGGAUCUAUGGAAGAAGAAUUCUGUUCUUCGAGUAAUUCAAACACGAUGGUGUUUGCAGUUGUUUUGUACUGAAUGUUCAAAAUAUUGUUCCCAAUUGGGUUCAAAUAUAUUGUUUUCAUA